AUGCAAGGUUGGCUGUUGCACGCAAAUGCCGAAAAGCUGAAUCCCGAAGCUAAGGAACCAAGGGGACUCUUCCCGAAGGCCGAAACUGGCGCCCGCAGAGUAACUUUUCGUGAUAUUACCAUACAGGAAUAUGAGAACCGACUGCGAGUAUACUCACAGCCGGAAAAAAUUUUUUGCUACUUUGCCACGAUCAAGACAGAGAAUGAUGCCGGCAAAUUGAAAGUUUUUAUGACGCCCAUCGACUUUUUGCGCUCAUUGAGACCAGGCCUAAGACAGCCAGAGGGCUUGGGCUUAAACCAGUUCCGCAGGAUGGACAGAGAAGAAAUUAAAAAGCUUAAGUGCAGCGGCUUACCGAAGGACAGCAUAUUUUAUAAGCUUCGACCCGAUGGCCUCCUCACCUUCUGUGAUUUUCUGUACCUGGUCAUGCUGCUGACAAUGCCAGAGAAAUACUUUAAGAUGGGGUUCAAACUUUUUGAUCAGCAGGGAAAUGGUAACCUCAGCAUAAGGGAUAUGAACACUUUACUAUUAGGGAUCACCCAUGAUGAGCGAUUCAGGAAUAUCUCUGCUGUACACUUUUAUUUUUUUGGGCCUCAGCUCAACCAGAAGCUGAGCCUAGCCAAGUUUCUAGAGUUCAGGCGCCAGUUACAGCACGAUGUUCUUCUGCUAGAGUUCAACUUACUUAAGAAGAAGCGUAAGCCAACGGACGCCAAUAAACCGCAAAGUAAUACAAUCAGCGAAGUGUGCUUUGCUAAAAUACUGUUAAAAUGUUCAGCUAUGUCAAAGACUGAGAAGACCAACACUCUGAAACGUAUCAACAAGAAGUAUCAACCGGUCAAGCGCGGCAUAACACAAGAUGAGUUCAUGUCAUUCUUUCGAUUCGUUCAACAUCUGCCAGACAUAGAAACGGCACUGUCCUAUCAUUAUCUUGCAGGUGCAGACAUAUCCCGAGGAGCACUUAAGCACAUUUCUCAUGUGCUUGUCGGAGUUCCUCUGUCGGCCCACGUAAUCGAUGUAAUCUUUACAGUUUUCAAUACCAAAAACAGCGGGAUCCUGGGAUGCAAUGGCUUCAUUGAAGCCUUGCGACAUCGCAUGUUGCGUUGCAAACACACCUCCUUUAAUCUAGAGGAUAUGUACGGAAGCAUCCUAAAGUGUGCAAAGAAAGCGUUGAUGUAA
Molecule: messenger RNA, 1173 nt
Organism: Drosophila novamexicana
Lineage: Eukaryota; Metazoa; Arthropoda; Insecta; Diptera; Drosophilidae
Product: calcium uptake protein 1 homolog, mitochondrial
Exons: 1
Coding region: 1-1173 (390 amino acids)
Biological process (GO): calcium import into the mitochondrion; mitochondrial calcium ion homeostasis
Cellular component (GO): uniplex complex
Molecular function (GO): calcium ion binding
Source: RefSeq, a predicted model, not a curated record